AAACUCAUUAUUCCCUUUUUUUGCCCUUUCUGUACCAGAAAGAACUCAUCUCACACCAUACACGCACAUGGAACACCAGCUCCUGAAGUUCAACUAUACAUACGCCACAAAUUCAUCUUAUUCUCCAUGAUUUUCGACUUUGAAGGUUCAAUCUGUCGAUUUGUUGUUACUUCACUGGUGGAUCUUGCUGAUUUUGUUGAUCUGCUUAGGGUUGAUGCGAAAGUUUGCAUAGAUUUGAGCUGAUUUGGCUUGAUUUCGUCUGAUUUGACUCUACAGAAUGACAGAGGAGAUAAAGUUAGAUGGAGAUGUUUAUUACGGCAACGUGAAGGGUAAAAUUCCCCACGGCACGGGUAGAUACACAUGGUCAGACGGUACAGUUUACGAUGGUAACUGGGAAGACGGAAAAAUGUCCGGGAGAGGACAAAUCUCUUGGCCAUCUGGCACAAAUUACGAGGGUGAUUUUUCCGGGGGUUAUCUUCACGGUUUCGGAACAUUGACUAAACUCGAUGGAUCUGUAUACAAAGGCUCCUGGAGAUUGAAUAUUCAGAACGGGUUUGGAAGAAAGCAGUAUAGUAAUUCUGAUGUUUACGAUGGUUGUUGGAAAGACGGUGUGCAUGAAGGAAGUGGUAAGUAUGCUUGGAGUAACGGCAACAUUUAUAUCGGAAACUGGAAAGCUGGAAAAAUGUGUGGUAGAGGAGUGAUGAAAUGGCUGAAUGGUGACCUUUUUGACGGUUCAUGGUCAAACGGUCAUAGACAUGGGUCUGGUGUCUACAGGUUCGCAGACGGUAGUUAUUAUUUCGGGACAUGGACUAAAGGACUCAAGGAUGGUCAAGGCACGCUUUAUGCCGCAGGAAGUAAGUGUAAGUCGCAAUCAUUUAGAAGAUUUGAGAAAAAGAAAGGCCUCGUAUCUGACGGUUCUUCUGGUAGGUCUGAUAGACUCAGGGAUUCGGAACGUAAUGUUGGUCGAAGUUUAUCCGAAAAGAUAUCGUUUAAUGGAUUCUUUAGAGACUCGGGUCGAAUAUCGAGCAAGAGACUGCCACCCGAAGAAGAUUAUAGCAUUGGGGAUUCUGCUAUAGAGUUAUCGUUAUCUACUUCUGAGAACACAGAUAUGUUAUCUCGUAUAUCAGAUGAAGGGGAAAGUGAACUAGACAGUGAUAGUACUGUGGCCUGGGAAAGGGAGUACAUGCAAGGUGUUUUAAUGAAAGAACGGGUUAAGAAUAAUGCAGGAUUGUCAUCUAAAAACAAACAGCAGAGUAAAUUGCAUGCAAAUGAAGUGAAGACUAAGUCAUGUGUGGAUAUUUUUGAAGGCCAUAAAAGCUACUGUCUGAUGCUAAAUCUGCAACUAGGUAUCAGGUACACAGUUGGCAAGAUUACACCAGUUCCGAUGCGUGAAGUGAGAUCUUCAGAUUUUGGAGAACGGGCUAGAAUAAGAAUGUACUUCCCAAGGAAAGGCUCACAAUUUACACCUCCACACUAUUCGGUUGACUUUUAUUGGAAAGACUACUGUCCUAUGGUCUUCAGGAAUUUGAGAGAGCUGUUCAAGUUAGACGCUGCAGAAUAUAUGAUGUCCAUAUGCGGGGAUGAUGGUUUGAGAGAGCUUUCUUCUCCAGGGAAAAGUGGCAGCAUAUUCUAUCUCUCUCAUGAUGACAGAUUUGUAAUCAAGACACUAAGAAGAUCUGAGCUCGAGGUUUUACUCAAGAUGCUUCCAAGCUAUUAUGAUCAUGUAAAGAUGUAUGAUAACACGCUGAUCACAAAAUUUUUCGGCCUCCAUGAGAUAGCACUGAGAGGUGGCAAGAAGGUACGGUUUAUAGUCAUGGGAAAUAUGUUCAAAACAGAACUACGGAUACAUCGACGUUAUGAUUUGAAGGGUUCUUAUCAUGGAAGAGUUACAAAUAAAGAUGAUAUAGAUGAGGGCACAACAUUAAAAGACCUUGAUCUUGCAUAUGAAUUCCACAUGGACAAGUCAUUGCGUGAGGCACUUUUUAAGCAGAUCCGUCUAGACUGCAAGUUUUUGGAAUCUCAACAAAUCAUAGAUUAUAGCCUUCUUCUGGGAUUGCAUUUUAGAGCACCCGAGCACUUGAAGGCUCUCUUGGAACCACCAGAUGCAAAACACCGAUCUGGUUCACCUGUUGAUGAUGAUUCAGUAUCAAGGGACCUCUCAAUUCCUCCAAAGGGUCUUCUUUUAGUGACACAUGAACCCAGUUCCGUCAAUACCGCACCGGGUCCUCACAUAAGAGGAAAUACCUUGAGAGCGUUUUCUGUAGGUGACAAAGAAGUCGAUCUUCUUCUUCCUGGCACCGCUAGAUUACGAGUGCAGUUAGGUGUGAACAUGCCGGCUCAGGCAAACCGCAAGGUCUCGCAGGAUGUUUCAGAUUCAGCAGAAGUAGAACUUUUUGAGGUAUACGAUGUUGUGCUGUAUCUGGGCAUAAUUGAUAUACUACAAGACUAUAGCAUGCGAAAGAAAAUCGAGCAUGCAUGUAAAUCAGUUCGAUAUGAUCCAAUGUCGAUAUCUGUUGCCGAUCCAAAGUUCUACUCCAACCGAUUCGUCAAUUUUCUGGAGAAGGUUUUUCCUAUUGAUCGUUGAACUCCCUGCUGCAAGUAUGAAUCUUUGUUUUUGUCAUAGUCAGUAUAUAUAUUCAUUCUAGAAUCCUUUUUGCUUGAAGCUGUAUUUGCAUUUGUGUCGUAUAAUAAUAUUCGAGUAUAUUUUAAUUCUUGUGUUUUAUUAUGUAAUAAAUUAAUAAUUCAAUCUCGGACCAAUCACUUCA
This is a messenger RNA of Helianthus annuus (common sunflower), 2765 nucleotides long. RefSeq names its product phosphatidylinositol 4-phosphate 5-kinase 8. The record is from RefSeq and is a predicted model, not a curated record. Gene Ontology annotation, molecular function: ATP binding; 1-phosphatidylinositol-4-phosphate 5-kinase activity. Bases 278 to 2584 code for a protein of 768 amino acids. NCBI's taxonomy places the organism in Eukaryota, Viridiplantae, Streptophyta, Magnoliopsida, Asterales, Asteraceae. Gene Ontology annotation, biological process: phosphatidylinositol metabolic process. The transcript is spliced from 9 exons.